AUGCUACGCAUACGAAGAUACCGCCCGUUCCUCAUAGGCGCAUUCAUCAUCCUUGUGCUGCUAUACCAUGUCUCCCAGAACUCGGACUGGGAGCUCUCACAAUCUGCGUUGUACCAGCCGAAGAAAGCGGCGCCAGGGGCAGACUCGGCCACAAAAGACAACCAAAAUGUGGAAUACAAACCACCACAACCGCCGAAACCUAUACCCACUACGAGCCAUGUUGUUGGAUUUGCGUCGCAAAAGCCUACAUCGAUAGCACAGCAAACUUCUAUCACGCAACCUACACCGAAAAAGGAGACGGGUAUCAGGAUUCCCCAGCUUAAGACAAGCAAUGAGGUACCUGGUGGUUUUGGCCUGCCCACUCCGGCCCCUACAGUCGGGAAGGCGCAUGACCAUAGUGCCCCCGAGGAAUCACACGUUGCCGUGAAGCUGCCCGAUCGACCUGUGCCGGAAACGAAUGAGGAUGGCUCCAAAGUACACGGUGGGGAUAUCGAAGAUGACGUCAAGCCGACAUCGACAAAAGUCCACUGGCAGAAGCCAAGUGAAUACUUUCCUGUUCCCAAGGAAUCCAUCAUCAAGCUACCCACCAGCAAGCCCAAACCCAUGCCCACGGUACAAUUCAACUUUGGUGCCGAAUCCCCCGAGGCCAAGGAGAAGCGUCUGGCUCGUCUGGACAAGGUCCGGGCAGAGGCGCAACGCGCUUGGUCCGGCUACAAGAAGUAUGCCUGGGGCCACGACGAGCUCACGCCCGUCACCAAGCAGUCCAAGGACCCCUUUUGCGGGUGGGCCGCCACGCUGGUUGAUUCGCUGGACACGCUCUGGAUCAUGGGGCUGAAGGAGGAGUUCGACGAAGCGGUCGAGUACGUCAAGGAGCUGGAUUUCACCUACUCCGCGUACCGCUCCGAGAUCCCCGUUUUCGAGACGACUAUCCGCUAUCUCGGUGGUUUCCUGGGCGCAUACGACGUAUCCGGUGGGGAAAAGACCACGGCCGGAUACAAGAUCCUCUUGGACAAGGCGGUCGAGCUCGCCGAGGUGCUCAUGAGCGUCUUCGACACCCCAAACCGCAUGCCGAUCCUGUACUACAACUGGCACCCGGCUUUCAACGUCAAUCCCAAGCGGGCGUCCACCAGUGCCGGUAUGGCCGAGAUGGGCACUCUCAGCAUGGAGUUCACGCGCCUGGCUCAGCUGACAGGCGAGAAUAAGUACUAUGACGCUGUAGCCCGCAUCACGGACGCCCUGGAGGAUCUGCAGAACCGCGAGGAUGGAACCGCCCUACCGGGAAUCUUCCCGGAGCAUAUCGACGCUUCGGGCUGCAACCGCACCGCUCAGGCUGCUUCCAGCUGGGAAAACCUCAGCAACGCCGGAAGACAGCAGGUCGACGACGCUAAGGACGUUGGCGAGGAGCCGCAGGGCUACACCGCAGGAAUGACGGACCAGGACAUCCAGAACGGCAAAGACCCGCUAAACUUCAACGGCGUCACGAAGCGAUCCCGAGUCGACCGACGAACGCCCCCGCCUCGUUACUCUAUCCCCAAACACCAGCCUCCCCCAUGGAAAGGAAUCAAACACCAAGGUCCCCCACACAACGCGGAAGGGAUGCCUGCAAACUGGGACUGCGUCCCCCAAGGCCUGGUAGCUGGCGGCUGGGGCUCCGAGUCCUACAGCAUGGGCGGCAGCCAGGACUCGGCGUACGAGUACUUCCCCAAGCAAUACCUCUUGCUUGGCGGUCUGGAGCCCAAAUACCGCGCCAUGCACGAAAAGGUGUCGGCCGCCGUGAAGAAGUACCUCCUCUUCCGACCUAUGGCGCCCGGCAACCCGGACAUUUUGUUUUCGGCCAAGGUUGUCAGCCCCGACCACACGGACGAGAAACUGAGCUACGAGUGGGAGGUGACGCACUUGACGUGUUUCCUGGGUGGCAUGUUCGGGUUGGGAGGCAAGAUUUUCGAUAGUCCCGAAGACGUGGAGAUCGGACGGAAACUUGCCGACGGCUGUGCUUGGGCGUACGAAGUGAUGCCGACGGGUAUCAUGCCUGAGUAUUCCAUGGUCUUGCCGUGCGCGAAGGCGGAUGAUUGCCAGUGGAACAAAACGGCUUGGUAUCAUGCUAUUGACACGGACGCCGGGUGGAGGGAUCGGCAGCUGAAACAAUGGGAGGUUAAUCAUGCGGAGUGGGUGCAGGAGGUGAAGGUGCUUAAGAAGGAGUAUGCGGAGGCUGAGGAGGCGGCGAAGGUGGAAGCGGAAGCGGAAGCCAAGCGCAAGGUGGAAGAGGAAGAGAAAACACGGCCGGUGUUGGAGAAUAAUUCGUCUUAUGUUCAAGGACAAGGACAAGGACAGCAAGAAGCAUCGGCAGUAAACGCCGCGCCCAAGGGUGUGUCCGGUGUUCACCAGGGCAUGCAGCAAGACGUCGAUUACCACCUGACCAAGAGGAGGUUCCCGGAAGACGACAAGAUCGAGGUGGCCACCAAGGUGAACAAGAUUGAAGAGGAGCUUGACCUGAACAAUAAUAACAACUUGCGUGCUGGUGGCCAACAGCAGCAGUAUCAACAACAAAAACCGUUGCUCGAACUUCACCUCCCGCCGGAACCUGAAAAGCCGCUCAGUCAUGAGGAAUACGUCCAGGAUAGGAUCGAGAGGGAGAAUAUCCCGCCGGGGUUCACAAGUUUGAAUGAUAAACGGUAUAUUUUGCGCCCCGAAGCAAUCGAAUCCGUAUUCUACUACUACCGCAUCACCGGCUCUUCAGUCUGGCAAGAUAAAGGCUGGCGAAUGUUUGAGUCCGUCAUCGCCGCCACGCGAACGGACAUUGCGCACUCUGCCAUUGACAAUGUUGCUUUUGCUGCCCCUGCCUCUUCCUCUUCCAAGAACAGCGACGACAACGAGGUGGACCAGGAGGAGAAGGUGAAGAAACCAAGUUUCACAGACAGCAUGGAGAGUUUCUGGCUGGCGGAAACGCUCAAGUAUUUCUAUCUGUUGUUUGCGGAGCCGGAUGUUAUUAGUUUGGAUGAGUGGGUGUUCAAUACUGAGGCUCAUCCUUUUAGACGGCCGACGUAA
This is a messenger RNA of Sordaria macrospora k-hell, 3045 nucleotides long. RefSeq lists its product as uncharacterized. Gene Ontology annotation, molecular function: mannosyl-oligosaccharide 1,2-alpha-mannosidase activity; calcium ion binding. Lineage: Eukaryota; Fungi; Ascomycota; Sordariomycetes; Sordariales; Sordariaceae. Gene Ontology annotation, cellular component: membrane; endoplasmic reticulum. The record is from RefSeq and is a predicted model, not a curated record. Gene Ontology annotation, biological process: mannose trimming involved in glycoprotein ERAD pathway; carbohydrate metabolic process.